This is a messenger RNA of Iphiclides podalirius (scarce swallowtail), 1794 nucleotides long. Lineage: Eukaryota; Metazoa; Arthropoda; Insecta; Lepidoptera; Papilionidae. The record is from the annotation of a GenBank genome assembly.
AUGAUGACGAGGUCGUUUCCAGCCGAACUCCAGCCUGGCCAGCAAGCGGAGGUAGACGCAAUGGUGGACAACCUGCUGCACUGGAUUCAGGGGUUGUACCAACAGAAGAGUAGGAAAGCGCGACAGUACUUCGGUGGUAAGCCCGAAAGACCGAGGCCGUUCGAGCCGCCGUCCUACCUUCCGCCCGUUGGCUAUCCACCAGCUGGCUCACGUCCUACUCCCUCGUACAGCGAGGGCCCUUCAGCGAGUCCAGGCUAUCAGCCAAGUUCGCCCGCCCCGAGCCAGCCGCCGUACCAGUCUAGCCAAACGGACCAGUCACUUUACAUACCCAGUAAGCCCUCCCAGCAAAGCUUCCCGUCAAGUCAACCCACCCAAUCUUAUCAACCGAGUCAACCUUCACCGUCACCGUUCCCAUCUAGCCAGUCUUACGAGCCGUCUUACCAACCAAGUGCAUCACCCUCAUAUCAACCGAGUCAGCCCUCUUCUCCGUCCUAUCAACCUAGUCCGUCAGAUUCAUCCUAUCAGGGCCAGUCAACUCAGCCCGCUUAUCAGCCUUCGCAGCCAUCUUAUCAACCGUCGCAGCCCAGUUACCAGCCUAGUCAGCCAACCUCGCCGCCGUACCAACCUAGUCAACCAAACAUACCUGACGAGACGACUCUGCCACCAUACGAAACUCCGCAGCAAGGACCGCAAACUGAUUCAUCAAACCCUGACGCUGACAAUAGCGCGCAGUCCCCGUCACCAUCCUCGCCAGAUGAAGAAGAUCGCCACCCUCCCCAUAUUCAUGCAAUUACAGUAGACUGCGGCAAGGAAAUGAUGACCAUAAACAUCGAAUUUAACAAAGUAUACAACGGGAUCAUUUACUCUCAAGACCAUUACAGCGACUCGGAAUGCGUGUAUGUACGAGAGAAUUCGAACCAGAUCAAAUACUCUUUCACUGUCAGCUUGAACACGUGCGGCACCAGAUUCUUCAGUGACUUUGAAAACGAGGGCCAGGCUUACUUGGAGAACGUAUUGGUAUUGCAGAACGAGCCGGGAAUCCAAGAGGUUUGGGAUCACAUUCGCAGAGUGAGAUGUUUAUGGGAGGGCAAUUUGACCAAGCAAUUGGUGUCGUCACUGAGUGUCGGUAUGUUGAAUCAGAUUACAAGCAACUUUAGCGGUGAUACGGCCAUGGCUCGAUUAGAUAUUCAGACCGGCAAAGGUCCCUUCGCGCCAGAAGCCAAUGGACUAAUCAAGAUAGGAGAGACAAUGACGUUAGUUGUAUCGGUGACAGGGGACGCCGGAUUCGAUAUAUUCGUCAGAGAGUGCAUUGCGCGCGAUUCUGGAAAUCGUCAUGUCGUUCCCUUAACUGACAGCAAUGGUUGCGUUCUGAAACCCAAGCUGUUUGGUUCAUUCCAGAAGACCAGAGACACGGGAAAUACCGGUGCUUCGAUCAUAGCGUACGCUUACUUUAACGCUUUCAAGUUCCCCGACGAAAUGGAUCUUAUUAUCCAGUGCGAGGUGGAACUCUGCAAGACGGAUUGCGAAGCAUGUCCCAACCCAGGUAGUACGGAACCAAGGCGGCGGCGUCGAGACGUCAUUCACAUCGGCAACCGCACAGUAGACCCCGUUACCACCAUAGGAAAAGGCUUGAGGGUAGUGUUUGCCGAAGACCUGCCACAGGAGAAUCCAGGGUUCUGCAUCUCGCAGCUGGCAGCAAUGUGGGGCGGUUUCCUUGUCCUCGUUGGCUCUUUGAUAAGCAGCCUCGCAGUGACAAUUUGCUGGCAAAGAUCCCGUGGAUCUAUGAAGUUUUCU